AUGGAUCCUAUGGGAGGUGGUGGUGAUAUGCUAAUCGACGAAUACGAUGUGGUUGAUGAGAAAACUGAAGUGGCUAUCAUCACUGCAGAGGACUCUCCAGAAGAGCAAGAACCCGAGAUCCGGGCGGACGAUUAUGAUGCUAUGAAACUCCGAAUCCUGCCCAAAGAUGCCGAUUUAGAGACAGACAGUGAAGCUGUACACACUUGGGUUAUUGAUGAUUGGCGACACCUGGAAAAGAAAACACGGGGCCCCAAGUUCGAGUGUGGCGGGCAUCCAUGGAGAGUACUGCUAUUUCCAUUUGGAAACAACGUCGACUUCGCGUCUUUCUAUCUCGAACAAGGCUAUGAAGAUGGAGACCAGAAGCCGCCUGAGGGCUGGUACGCUUGUGUACAAUUCAGCUUGGUUUUGUGGAACAAGCAUGACCCAUCGAUAUAUGUUAUGCAUACUGCGAACCACCGCUUUAACGCCGAAGAAAGCGACUGGGGCUUCACACGAUUCGCCGAGGUACGGCGGCUUUUCGCUCCACAGUGGGACAACAAAGGUCGGCCCAUGAUUGAGAAUGAUGCCGUUAAUGUGACCGCAUAUCUCCGGAUAUACAAGGAUCCAACAGGAGUCCUCUGGCAUAACUUCAUAAAUUACAACUCGAAGAAAGAGACCGGCAUGGUUGGCCUUAAGAACCAAGGCGCUACCUGCUAUCUCAACUCACUCCUUCAAUCCCUAUACUUCACGAACGCUUUUCGCAAGGCAGUGUACCAAAUACCUACAGAAGCCGAAUCUGAUCGAAAGACAGCAAACAGCGCCUGGGCUCUUCAAAGACUCUUCUACAUGUUACAAAGCUACGAAGAAGCUGUUUCGACCCAGGAGCUAACAGCUUCUUUCGGUUGGGAGACCAAGCACAUCUUUGAGCAACAAGACGUCCAGGAGCUUUCAAGAAUCCUUAUGGAACGUAUGGAGGAGCGAAUGAAGGGCACUGAUGCUGAGAACGCAUUAGCAAAUAUGUUCGUGGGCAAAAUGAAAACCUACAUAUCCUGCAUCAACGUCGAUUAUGAAUCGUCGCGAAUAGAGGACUUUUGGGAUAUCCAACUGAACGUCAGUGGGAAUAAGAGCCUGGACGAAAGCUUCAAGGACUACAUCCAGGUAGAGACCAUGGAGGGCGAGAACAAAUAUUUCGCAGAAGGGUAUGGCCUGCAAGACGCCAAGAAGGGUGUGAUCUUCGAAAGCUUCCCUCAAGUUCUCCACCUCCAACUGAAGCGCUUUGAAUAUGAUAUCAACCGUGAUGCAAUGAUGAAGGUCAAUGACCGCUACGAAUUCCCUGAGAUCUUUGACGCUUCACCCUAUCUAUCAAACAGUGCAGACAAAUCUGAACCAUAUGUCUACCAACUCCACGGCGUGCUCGUGCACAGUGGUGACUUCAACGCUGGACAUUACUACGCCUUCUUGAAGCCGACUGCGAACGGACAUUUUUACAAAUUCGACGACGAUAGAGUGACGCGAGCAACCUUGAAGGAGGCAUUGGAAGAAAAUUUCGGUGGUGAUUACGCGAAACUCAAUGGCAAUGUUGGCGUCCGAAAUCCAUACACGCGGACUCUAUCAACCAAGCGAUCGAUGAGCGCUUACAUGCUCGUCUACAUUCGUCAAAGCCGUGUGCAGAGUAUACUACACGAGGUAUCUGCGGAGGACACACCCCCCCACCUUGCAAAACAACUCAAUGAGGAGCGAGAAGCUGCUGAGCUUCGGCGGAAAGAACGUGAAGAGCAACACCUAUAUCUCUCGAUCGGCGUGGUUACCGAAGAUAACUUCAAAGCACAUCAAGGUUUCGACCUUACCGAUUGGGAUCCAGACGAAGCAACGAACUCUACACCGAAAGUCCAUCGUGUCUUGAGGACUUCAACCCUAGCAGAGUUCGCCAAGACUUUAGCCGAGAGUCAGCGGCUCCCACCUGAGCAAGUCCGCUUGUGGGUGAUGGUAAAUCGCCAGAACAAGACUAUACGACCAGACCAACCCCUUCCGGAGCCAGAGAUGACCAUAGACGAGGCUUACAGCAAGUACGGUGGCCGGGAUAAGAGCUUCCGGCUGUUCCUAGAAAGGGCCUCGCAGAUCGAAGCAGGGAAAUCCAUGUGGUCAGAUAUACAACCACCAAACACCACCAACAAUCAGCCGAUGCUGAUAUUCCUCAAAUACUUUGACGCCGAGGCGCAGACUCUGAAGGGCGCUGGUCACAUCUAUGUCAAGAAGCAGUGUAAGGUUGCGGAAAUGGUACCCAUGAUACUGCAGCUUAUGGGCUUGUCACAUGGCCCAAACGCUUUGUCCAAUGGCGUUACGAAUGGUACACCUUCACCACCCUCGCUCGCACUCUAUGAGGAAAUCAAGCAUUCGAUGAUUGAGCCAAUGAAGCCGAAAUCCACCUUACAUCAAGCCGAAAUCCAAGAUGGUGACAUUGUCUGUUUUCAACAGGUUUUGUCAGAAAAAGAAGCCUUGGGUGUUGCGCAGGCUGGCGGCUACACUGACGCCAGAGAGUUCUACGAUUACCUACUGAAUCGCAAAACCGUCAGCUUCUCUCCCAAAUUUCCCACUGAGAGUGACAGCGACAUUUUCAAGAUCGAUCUCAGUCGAAAAAUGUCGUAUGAGCAAUUCUCAGCGAAGGUUGGCGAAUACCUGAAGGUCGACCCGACACACCUCCGCUUUUCGACUGUCAACUCCACCACGGGCAAGGUCAAGAACCCCGUAAAGCGGAAUGCAAACCAGAACCUGUAUCAAAUACUGAGUCCGCAAUUUGGAACAUAUACCAACAACAAUCAGCGCGACGAUGCGUUGUAUUACGAAAUUCUGGACAUGAGCCUCAGCGAAAUGGAUACGAAGAAGAGCCUGAAGAUCAGUUGGGUCACUGAAGGAAUGUCCAGAGAGGAGUUCUUCGAGGUCCUCGUGCCCAAAUCGGGCACUGUACGCGACCUCCACCAGGGUCUGCAACAAAAGGCCAAACUUGACGACGAGACCACACAGAGAGUGCGGAUAUACGAAGUGCGCGCAAACAAAGUGUACAAAGAGCUUCUCCCAGAUGAUCACGUGGCGGUCCUCUCCGAUUUUGCGGGACUGUACGCGGAAAAGAUGCCCGAAGAAGAGCAAUACGCUGAUAGGAGAGAUUUUGUCGACUGCUUUCACUUCGAAAAGGAGCCAAGCAAGCCGCAUGGUAUUCCUUUCAAGUUCCUCGUCAAAUCUGACGAGACAUUCAAGGAUACCAAAUCGCGCCUGUCGAAGCGAAUCGGCAUCAAAGGCAAACAGUUCGACAAGAUCAAAUUUGCCAUCAUCCAGCGGUCUAUCUAUUCCAAGCCGACCUAUCUGAACGAUGAUAACAUUCUCUCCGAAGCCAUCGGCAGCCCGGAUGACCAACUCGGCCUCGAUCAUGUAAAUAGAUCCAAAGGACUUGGAGGCAAAGGUGAUUCGAUAUUUAUCCGGUGA
Letharia columbiana is the source of this 3456-nucleotide messenger RNA. RefSeq lists its product as uncharacterized. Gene Ontology annotation, biological process: regulation of protein stability; protein deubiquitination. Gene Ontology annotation, cellular component: nucleus; cytosol. The record is from RefSeq and is a predicted model, not a curated record. Lineage: Eukaryota; Fungi; Ascomycota; Lecanoromycetes; Lecanorales; Parmeliaceae. Gene Ontology annotation, molecular function: cysteine-type deubiquitinase activity; cysteine-type endopeptidase activity; protein binding. The coding region runs from base 1 to 3456 and encodes 1151 amino acids. The transcript is spliced from 11 exons.